Messenger RNA from Branchiostoma belcheri (Belcher's lancelet), 1296 nucleotides. RefSeq names its product smad nuclear-interacting protein 1-like. Gene Ontology annotation, cellular component: nucleus. The transcript is spliced from 2 exons. Lineage: Eukaryota; Metazoa; Chordata; Leptocardii; Amphioxiformes; Branchiostomatidae. Bases 164 to 1192 code for a protein of 342 amino acids. Gene Ontology annotation, molecular function: protein binding; mRNA binding. The record is from RefSeq and is a predicted model, not a curated record. Gene Ontology annotation, biological process: miRNA processing.
GCGAUUGUGCUUUGGAGAAAAGUGUGUCGCGACGUCUCGAAAUUCGUCAACAACGUCUUUUAGUAAGUUUUACUCUGAUCUAAGAAACCUUGAGACUUUGAGGCAGUGCCAGACGAUUUUUUUAAGGUUUUGGGGAUUGAAGGAAGGCGGGAUUCUGAGACGAAUGCCGGCGGAAGAGCAAGGAAAACGCACAAGAGACCGCGAGAAAGACAGGAACUUUCAGACAAACAUGGCGGAGAAGGAACACUACUCCUCCAGGAGACGAUCUCCUUUGGUGGAGAAGAAGUCCAAAGACUCUCAGAGGAGGAGAGAGGAGGAGAGGUUAGACCGCAGACACACAGACAGGACAGAGCAGCGCUCACGGAGCCCAGCAAGGAACCGUGGGGAGGACAGCCGGGAUAGAGGGAGGGAGAGAAGCAGGGAGAGAGAAAGGAGGAGAGACAGAAGCAGAGAGAGGGACCACAGACGAGUGGACAGGGGUGUGAGGGAGGGGGAGAGAGGGGGGAGGCAGCAGCACAGAAGAAGGGAUGAACGGGAGAGAGAGGAAAGAAAGUUUGUGAGAGUGAAGGAAGAGAGGGACAGGAAUGACGAGAGAAGACGAGAGGAUAAACAGAGGAAACCUGAGAAUCCCUUCCAGACAGAAGAGGGCACAGAAGGUGGGGAGGAAGAAGAAGCCAACAAGGACCAACCCAACUUUGAACUCUCAGGAGCACUGACGGAAGAGACCAACAAGUUCCGAGGAGUCGUGAUAAAGUAUCGUGAGCCGCCCGAGGCUCGCAAACCGAGGAAACGGUGGCGGCUAUACCCCUUCAAGGGUGAAGAGGCGUUAAAACCACUCCACAUCCACCGGCAGAGCGCGUACUUGCUCGGGCGCGAGAGACUCGUGGCAGACAUACCAAUAGACCACCCGUCGUGCUCGAAACAGCACGCCGCGCUCCAGUAUCGGCUGGUGGACUACGAGAAACCGGACGGCACGACGGGGCGGCGCGUGAAACCGUACAUCAUCGACCUGGAGUCGGCAAACGGCACGUACGUGAACAACCAGAGGAUAGAGGCCAGUCGGUACGUGGAACUGAUGGAGAAAGACGUGGUGAAGUUCGGGUACAGCUCGCGGGAAUAUGUUCUCCUGCACGAUACCUCCGACACCUCAGGGGUGCAGGCCGGGGAGGAUGAUGAAGGGUUGGAUGACUAGACAUACUUCAUGCCCGUAGCCAGGAUUUUGAAUGGGGGGUUCUUCCCAAAUUAUGUCCGAGGGACCAGCGAGUGCCAUAGGCACGAGGCGAGUGCUGAAUUGGC